This is a messenger RNA of Botrytis porri, 1119 nucleotides long. RefSeq lists its product as uncharacterized. The record is from RefSeq and is a predicted model, not a curated record. Bases 1 to 1119 code for a protein of 372 amino acids. NCBI's taxonomy places the organism in Eukaryota, Fungi, Ascomycota, Leotiomycetes, Helotiales, Sclerotiniaceae. The transcript is spliced from 5 exons.
AUGGCAGGUGAUUAUUCCAAGAACAUCUCUUCCAAUGGUUUCCUCUCCCUUCCCAUCGAAUCUAAAGCUUCCAAUACAAAGCGCAGUCGAUCUGUUUCGGACGCUGGCUCCGAACAGUCUGCAAGAUCCAGCCUAUCUAGGAUUACAUAUGUCGAGGAAGAUUCUCAGAUCGCUACUAAUGCAGACCUAGAGGAUUCCGAUAGCAUCAUCCCGGCAAAAUACACUUGCUUAGAUCGUCUGGUCGUGUUUAUUCGCAUCCUGUUUUGUCUCCCGAUUCCAAUGAUGAUGAUGAAGAAGGACAAAAAAUCUGCAAAGCCUGCCGAGGCUGUGUCAUUCAAUAUGGAGAGCUCUCCAUGGGUACUCUCCGUGUUCGUUCUAUCAACGCGGAAAGAUUCGAAUAAACAGCCGGUACCUAAACACGCGAAGUGUACCAUCGAUACCGGUAAUAUGCAGGGAAACAUCGUUUCGAGGGAGUUCGUUGAAAACGUCCUGGAGUAUUCAGAAGCAAACUUUGUUCGUUUGACAGCAGAGGAAAGGGAGGGCGGUUUUGGUAUAACAGGCGACAAACUUGUGCCAGAAGGAGCCAUUUAUUUGACUUGGUACCACAGCAAAAGUACUAGGGUUUUCCAUAAAAUGAGGUUUCUAAUCUCGCCCUAUUCCCAUUGCGACCUUAUCAUUGGAGCUCGAUCCAUACUAAAGGACAACUUGCUUGGCGUUCCCAACCUGAUGGCAACAGUGACUCUGACUACUAGGGUUGCAAACAAAGAUGAUGAAAGAAAGGACAAAAAUGAAUCCGACCUAGAAAAAUAUUGUCUUAAACUUGAGAAGAGAUACCAAGAUAAGGAAAUCGAGCUGCUAGAAGCGGGAGAGGAUACAGAUAACAAUGAGGAGUUGAAGGAAAUCAGAGAAGCCUGUGAUGUCGUCAAGCAAUUUCACCUAAUCCGACAGGCAGAACUGGAGAACGACCAAAAGCUGAUAAUUCAAUUGAAGAAAGAAUUGGAGAAGCUACCAGGUCAUGAGAAUUAUGAGGUCCCCUCUAAAUCACAUACCACUUCCUCCGGUUCAGAACAAAAGAAUGAUGUAGAUGCAGGUCGACGUGCCGUCAAGAAAACGAAUUAA